AUGAAGAAGCCAAUCACCUUUCCAGACUUGCCAGCUGAGCUUCGCACACAGAUCUACGGAUACCUGGUACCCGAUCGCCCGCUUUCGGACAGCCACCCGGACUGUUCACUUCGUGACGACGGCUUACAAUGCUCUACCAACUUCAUGGCGUGCUGCAAGCAGGUUCAGGGUGAAGCGGCAGACCUGCUGUACGCCGACAAAAAUGCGAGAUCAUUGUUAACGGCGAGACGUAAGAAUUCGUCCGUGUUGAGAUGCUGGGUCAUGUAA
Molecule: messenger RNA, 267 nt
Organism: Baudoinia panamericana UAMH 10762
Lineage: Eukaryota; Fungi; Ascomycota; Dothideomycetes; Mycosphaerellales; Teratosphaeriaceae
Exons: 1
Coding region: 1-267 (88 amino acids)
Source: RefSeq, a predicted model, not a curated record